AUAGUGCCAAUGCUUAUUGACUUUUUGUACCUCAAUCUGCUACUACUUGUUUGUUCUUAUGUGGCUGUGCAAUUUGUUCGGGGUUAUUGUUUUAAAUUGGAACAAGAGUUGGCCUACUGUGCACAAAGACAUAAAGUACGAAUACCGAAAAACCAGUUCAGUGGCUACAGUUUCGGCUACGGAUCACUAAAUGAAACGGAAGCUAUGUGUAGAACCAAAUGGCAUAUUCUCAUCUUCAAAUGUUUGCGAAAACGUUCAGAAGAAACUUGUCGAAACAAUGAAGAAGAAAUGUCUCGGCAGCUCAUUUGGUCUAUAUCACUAGAGACGGACAAAUUUGAACGAGCCGCGGCUUACAUUUGUCACGAACAUAAUUUAAGAAUUUUCCGUGACCACCGGGACAAAUGUCUGUUGAUGCAAGAAAAAUUAGCAGAACAGUGUACAUUGAACCGAAAUGAGACAGUUCGAGAAGUGGUGGUUGCUUUACAAGACCAGUCAAGCAAAAGUACUUUAAACUCGGAUGAGUAUUACAAGCUGAUCAAACAUACUUUGUCGGAAUAUGAAUGCAAAUCAAUGAAGGCCAAAUUGGAAUGUCUCUACACACUCUUGCAUGACAACUGUCCACCAGAUGCAGUUCGGUUGAUUAUGAAUUAUUUCAUGGAAACACUUCCCGAUGGCUGUCUGUUCAGUUAUGAUGAUCGUCUGCUCCGACAUUUACAAAGCAAAAGUUUCGAUACCGGUGAAACGCAAAAUGCCCAUGAUAAUGGCGUUUUCUUGAAAUUGAGAAAAAGUGGAACAGAAGCUGCAAUACAAAGUACAACCCUGCAUGAAAGAAAUCGUGGAACAAUGCAAAGCACUCAACAACGACUCCACAAAAUUAUCAGCGUAACGUUAACAACGAUUAUCCUUUGGAAUUCUAUCGCU
Molecule: messenger RNA, 921 nt
Organism: Dicrocoelium dendriticum
Lineage: Eukaryota; Metazoa; Platyhelminthes; Trematoda; Plagiorchiida; Dicrocoeliidae
Source: the annotation of a GenBank genome assembly